Molecule: messenger RNA, 1855 nt
Organism: Saccostrea echinata
Lineage: Eukaryota; Metazoa; Mollusca; Bivalvia; Ostreida; Ostreidae
Product: guanylate cyclase 2G-like
Exons: 12
Coding region: 100-1671 (523 amino acids)
Cellular component (GO): membrane
Source: RefSeq, a predicted model, not a curated record
CAGCAUAUAAUUUAUACAAUUUCGUUUUUUGGAUUUUUUCAUUCCUCUGAUGAAUUGCAAACAAAUUUUAAAUAAACCGUCUCCAUAUUCACACCGGAUAUGAAUUUUAUAAUGUUGGUAAUAAUUUUCACAUUUGGAAUAACUAACAUUGUUUUGCAUAGUGAAAAAUAUGAAUUUCGAAUAGCGUGGAUGGCUCCGAGUAAGAAGUAUUAUAAUUUAAGUGCCUCCUCCAGUGUUGGUGCAUUUAAAGUUGCCUUAACUGCUCUAAGUCAAAACUGGAAUUCACCUCAGACUGUUUUUCAGAAUUCCACCAUAAAAGUAAAGUGGUAUGAUACAGACUGCAAUGAAAAGACGGCCUUGGCCGCUGUUUUAGACGCAAAAGAAACAUAUAAUCCAAAUGUCAUCUUUGGACCACCCUGCCCUGUUAGUCUUAGAGGAGUUGCUCUUUUAGCUGCACACUGGAAUAUACCAGUAUUUGACUGGGUAUCACAAGGGGAAGAAUUUCAAGAUCGAAAAAAGUAUUCAACUUUGGUACGCUUCUUGGGACCCCUAUCACGCUUUCCGGAUGUUAUUUUCCACAUUAUGUCUCUCUUUUCGUGGACACAAUUUGCAAUUAUUUUUGACAAAAGAGAUCAACAUAGGGCCUUGGCGUCUGAAAUUUCUAAAUCCCAAAAUAAGUCGUGGUACAGAAUCUUACAAUCGUUUGAAGUUUCCAACAAUAUGGAGGAGGAAAAUAUAGAACAAAUUUUCACGGAAUUGAAACGCAAUUCUAGGAUUAUCAUCAUGGUAUUACCUUGGUUGGACAUGCGGAGAUACAUGUUAGUUGCUUAUAAACUUGGAAUGACAAAGGGAGAGUUUGCUUUUCUUUGUAUUCAUAGUGAACUAUACACAUAUGACACAAUGGAAUCUGAUGUAUUUUCUGAUAAGGUUUGGAGAAGAAAUGACUCGAGUGACGAUAUAGCAAGGGAAGCAUUUGAACCAGUAUUUCAUAUUUUGGUGAAAUCCUUAGAGAAAGAUCCAUGGACUCUUUUCAAAGCAGUUGCUAAAGAAAAUGGCAAUAAAUCUAAUCCUAACUGGAAUAUACCUGUUAAGCCUACUUUGCCAGACGCCUACUCAGCUUACCUGUUUGAUGCGGUAUUAAUGUGGACAAUGUUAACUGAUAAACUACUAAAAGUAAAGAAAAAUCCACUUGACGGGGAACUCAUGGCUAAAAUGGCUACAACUUUGACAGAUAAAGAGGAAGUUGAUGGUUUAACUGGAAAAGUGAACAUAGAUCAUCAGGGAGAUAGAAAUCUUGACUUCCAAGUUCUAGACAUGUCCGUUAGUGGUACAUUUAGCAGAAUCAUUUCUAUUAAUUAUCUCAGUAAAGGGAUAAAGGAGAUUAAAUUUGAGGGUAAUAAGACAGCAGACCACGUCAGUCGAUGGCCAAAUGGCAAAGAAGGCGUCAAGAAUGCUCCUCCUGAUGAGCCUAAAUGUGGCUUUAUUGGUGAAAAAUGUCCAGUGGCGGAGAAACGACCAGACAGCGUGUACAUUAUAAUCAUAUCCAUACUUGGAGCUUUACUUGUCUUCAGCAUUACUAUCAUCAUCUACUGCGUUUUCAAAAACCGUGCGAAACCAGGUACAUAUGACCUAAAUCCACCAACAACAGUUCGAUAUCAAAAUAUGUCUUGACUGGAAUCGCAAAAUCAAGUUCGUUAUUAAAAUGUGGAAUUUAAAGUGGUUUCAUUGUUAAAUAACUCUGAAAAGUACGUUUGGAAAGCAGACACAAGAUCUUGAACUACAUCAAGUUUGAUUUGCUGAAAUGAAAGUGAUAUGAGCUUGAAAUUCCAUUCUUACACAAUGUACAAGUUAUAGA